GGAAGUUAGAGUCAGCGGCAUUUCCCUUAAGAGAGAAGUGUGAUAGCGAGGCUCAAAAACAAAUAUGGCGGACCUUGCGUAUCUGAACCCUCUGCAAUGAAAUGGGGUGCAAAUGCUCAAAGUUCUGUUGGCGAACUCGAAAUGAAAGAACAGAAACUACAAGAAUCAAGAUUAAAGGGACUGGAAAUGAUAGAAAUGAUGUAAGAUACCAAGGUUCAAGUACAAAGCUCGAAGAACGUCAACUGGUAGAUCAAGAGGCGAAAAACGGACUUAUUCAAAAGGGAAUAAAUGAGGAAAUUGCGUACGAACUUUUACUGUUACGUGGGAAAGGUUCUUUGAAGACCACCGGGGAUAUUGUGGCUGUUUUGGAAAAAUGUAAUGUAAAAUACAAAGUUGAGCUCGAUAAUAACAUUCUUAUUGGUGUGGACUCUUCGGGUGAUCUUAGCGUUGAAAAGGUUGAGAAAAAAGAUAUUUUCAGUUUUGAAAAGGACGAGAAAAAAGAUUCAGAGGAAAAAAUAGAUUUGAACACAGCAUCUGAAGAGCUUUUAGAGUCUGUUAAGGGCAUCGGACCAACUCUUGCUCGAAGGAUUGUUGUACAUAGAGAAGAACAUGGCCCAUUUGAAGAACUAGAAGAUGUUAUAUCAGUAAAAGGCGUGAGCAAAAAACUUUUGGAUAGUAUAAUAUCACAAGUGACUGUCAAAUUAGCAAAGACUCCUAAAAUUCCCAAAGUUAUUCCCCAUGAAACAAAUAAUGAAACACUGCGGAUUGCAUCAUGGAAUUUGAAGUCCUUUAGUUUUGAUAAAGCAGAGCAUGCCGGAGUUAAAGAGGUUAUCUGUCGUACAGUUUUAGAGAAUGGACUUGACAUACUGGUUAUCCAAGAAAUUGGUGACAAUGAUGCUUUGAUUAAGAUCAAAGAUGAAAUAAACAACCCAACAAGUGAAAUUGUGAAGACCCUGAAAACUGGUGAACAACAGUGGGAAUGCUGCACAUCAGACAUUGCUGGCAAAAUGUAUCAGUCUUGGGAAUACAAUGGAUUUCUGUGGAAUGCUGCAAGAGGUAUCAGCUUAAAGAGCUCUGCACUUCUUGAGAAACCCAAGAAGGGCAAAAAGCAGUUUGCUAGGAGGCCAUAUCUUGGUUUCUUUCAGGCUAAGAAAUUUGAUUUUGUCCUUGUCAGUGUCCACUUAAAAGCAGCAGGACUAGGGAAUUCUGACUUAGAAAGACUUGAGAAAGAACUGGCUAGAGUUCCUGAGUUGAUAACAGCAUUACAAACUCACAUCCCAGGAGAGAAAGACUUGAUGGUUCUUGGAGAUUUUAACCUUGGACCAGAUACUGAAGAAUUUGAUGCCAUGCGGAAAGGCGGGCUUGCAAAUUUGAUUCCAGCGUCCACUUUCACCAACAUAAGCACCAAAAACAUGCAGGGAUCCGAGAAUUAUGAUAACAUCUGGAUCAGCAAGCAUGCUAAAUCACACCAAUUUACUGGGAAGUCAGGAGUGAUCAGGGAGCGUCUUACCCACCCCGCCAUAGCUGAUGGUUGGCGCUGGAAUGGCCUCGUUUCCGAUCAUUGUCCGGUUUGGGCCGAGUUUUAUUGCGACCGAGAUUUUGACGAUGCCGAAGGCCUUGUUAGUGUUGAUGACGUCGCUAUUGAUGGAAAAUAAAUCUUUGAUUAAUACGAAUUAUAUUUUCAAAAAGAGAACUGUAUUAAAAGAUGGCGUAUUGAUAUUUAUUAUAUCAAGGACGACAAAAUGGGAGCUCCUGUGGUCAAUUAAACCCCACACUAGCUCACAACCGACCUACCACCCUGCCUCUAAAGUGUAAAGUAUUGUUGAUGUAACCUAAGAGAUCACAUAAUUCACAAGCGUCUUGCACACUGUUAGAGUAAAUAGUAUUGAAAGAAGCGUGUUUCACAGAACAGAAUAGAAACGGCGCGUGAAAUUUCCUUUCCACCAAGCAACAUGUGAUGACUUUUCCAGCUUUGGCUGGGUCCCAUGUAUUUUACGUUUUCUAUUCUCUUCAUCAUUUAUGAAUUCUUGAUGCUUAAAUUAGUUUAUAUCAGCCUUUAAUUGGUAGAAGAAUGGCCACACAAGAGUGCGGAUUAAUUUUCGAACUUUCUAAUAGAUAUCGAAAUAAACUCGAUGAUAGUCGCGCUGAUCUUUUUCAAGUUUACCAUCACAAAUUCCGUGUACGUGCUCCCUCUCUUUGUUUUAACUCUGUGAGCUACUUUUUUAGUUCUACAGUUUUCAGUCUUUCUUUUGCUAUAUUUAUAUUAAUUUAGUUAGCAGUUAGUCAUUGGUAAAACUGCCUCAAAUAGUAAUAAUAAUAAUAUAGAUCAAUUUCUAUAGCCCAUUUCUAUGUAAUUCUCUAAUGCGCUUUACAACACCGUGCGUUGGACUUUUCCAGACUUCCGGCGGCAGUUUACAAUAAAUAAAGAAGAAAUUUUACAGAUGCCCCCUUCCCCCAUCAUUCAAAUGAUGAGGAAAUGAACGGAUCAAUGGAAUGCAGUUUGGACUUUCCGAAUAUCUAAUUCUUUUGUAAUCCACUUUAAUCAAACGACACCCUCGUUAAGUCACAAUCGGGUAAAAAAUUGGUGUGAGUAGGUGUCUAUUCCUCUGUUGUUUCUACAACUCGGUCCGAUCAUCGAAUUUCCAAAUAGAGGGGUCCAAACCACGCCCACUCUAACCUCCCGCCCUCCCUUCUUUAAUUAUAUGAGUAAUUAUAUACGAUCUUGUUGUUGCAAGAGUUUUAGCGUAAGAUAGGUAGUAAAAAAUGUACAUGGUCCGCCACCUGCUAGAUCAAGCUAUACGACGCCUGAGAAGUGUUGAAGACAAAUGGUGUUGGUGUUUGUGUAUGUAUCUUCAAUUUGCAUCUAGAACAAAGGAGAUUGAAAGGUAAAGGGGAGGCUAACAAUUUGGUUUUCUCACCACUUUUUUCCGGAAUACACUAACAAGUUAUUUCGUGUGAUGCUUUGAAAUGUUAUUAAAAAAAUUCGGUGUUUUCUGUAUUCUUGCCUGUACAAUACUGGGGAAGGCUACAUGAAAAGCAUAAAAGUUUUGGCGUUGAACGAGCCCUAUUAGAGGAGCGGAAUGUAGACUGGAUUGACACGCUGGGUACAAUACAAUGUGGCCAAACAAAACAACUAAAAUCAAGCAAAAUUUUGCUAUGAGAUUAAGACUAAAUUUGCGUUUUCUGAUUUCGAAUUACUAAUGUAUUUCUCUUAGAUCGAAUAAUCUUUAAAGUUUGGAUAAUAUUA
Molecule: messenger RNA, 3247 nt
Organism: Stylophora pistillata
Lineage: Eukaryota; Metazoa; Cnidaria; Anthozoa; Scleractinia; Pocilloporidae
Product: endonuclease/exonuclease/phosphatase family domain-containing protein 1
Biological process (GO): DNA repair
Cellular component (GO): plasma membrane
Molecular function (GO): DNA binding
Source: RefSeq, a predicted model, not a curated record